GCAUUUUAUGUUUUAAUUGAAUGCAUCUCAGGUGUGCUUUUACUUGUUGUACAUCAUUCUCCUGGUUAAGCCAUAUGCUUUACAAGAGCUCAGAAAAAGCAAGAAGUAAUAGCAGUGUUGCUGAUUACAUUCUACAGGAUGAGGCUGGAGGCUGUGGCUCUGCUUGUGUUGAUAAGCUUUGCUUACUCUCAAGACGAUUGCAAUGUUGGCUCAUGUUAUCCACCUCUUGGAGACUUGCUUAUGGGUCGCAACAGUCGGCUCUCUGCCUCCUCCACCUGUGGCCAGAAUGGACCUGAAACAUAUUGCAUCCUAAGUCACUUACAGGAUGAUAAAAAGUGUUUUACAUGCGAUUCAAGAUUACCUUUCAAUCCUGUCAGCUCCACCUUCAGCCAUCGCAUUGAAAAUGUGAUCACAGCUUUUGAACCUGAUCGGAAAAAGAAAUGGUGGCAGUCAAAAAAUGGUGUUCACCAUGUUAGUAUCCAGCUGGACCUGGAGACACUUUUUCAAUUCAGUCAUCUGAUUCUUUCCUUCAAGACUUUUCGUCCGGCAGCGAUGCUCGUGGAGAAAUCAUCAGAUUACGGUCAAACAUGGAAAGCCCUACGAUACUUUGCAUAUGACUGUGUGCGCUCCUUCCCAAACAUCAAUACUGCCCCUGCGCAGAAAGUGGGUGACAUAAUAUGUGAUUCAAAAUACUCUGACCUUGAACCCUCUACAGAUGGAGAGAUUGUUCUGAAAGCAUUGGAUCCACAUUUCGAAAUCCAUAAUCCAUACAGUCCCGAGAUACAAGCUCAAAUAUCAUUUACCAAUCUGCGGAUAAAUUUCACCCAACUGCACACUCUGGGUGAUACACGAUUGCGGCGAAGGCAAGCUAGACCGGAUGAAAAGUAUUAUUAUGCUCUGUAUGAGAUGGUUGUUCGAGGAAGCUGCUUCUGCUAUGGACAUGCCAGCCACUGUAUUCCAGUUGAUAAUAUAAGGGGUGAUGUUUUCAACCAACAAGGAAUGGUUCAGGGAAAAUGCGUCUGUCAGCACAAUACAGAAGGUAUCAACUGCGAGAGGUGUAAGGACUUGUUCAACGAUUCACCAUGGCAACCAGCUAGAGGAACAGAGGCAAAUGAAUGUAAAAGAUGUAACUGCAAUGGACAUUCGGAAAGAUGUCAUUUUGACAUAGCUGUAUACUUGGCCAGUGGAAGUGUAAGUGGUGGGGUCUGUGAGGAUUGUCAACACAAUACAAUGGGUCAAAACUGUGACCAGUGCAGGCCCUUCUUCCAUCAGGACCCUGGAAGAACAAUUUCUGACCCAUAUACGUGUGUCCCCUGCAACUGUGAUCCUGAAGGCUCGGUGAACAAUGGGAUGUGUGAAGGUCACACAGAUCUGCAUCUUCGUACAGUUGCUGGCCAUUGCAUUUGUAAAAGAAAUGUAGAAGGAAGAAGAUGUGAUCAUUGUCGUUCUGGGUAUUUUGGCCUGAAUGCUGCCAAUGUUGAAGGAUGUGAGGAUUGUGGGUGUGAUCCCAGAGGCAGUGUGUUAACACACUCGGCCUGUGACCCAGUCACUGGAGAGUGCCAGUGUCAACGAACCGUCACUGGAAGGAAUUGUGAUCAGUGUCUGCCGAACUACUGGGGACUUGGCAAUAGUCUCUAUGGUUGCUCCCCCUGUGACUGUGACAUUGGAGGGGCCUAUGAUAAUGUUUGUUCCCAGCAAGAUGGACAAUGUCGGUGUCUACCCAACAUCAUCAGCCUCCAGUGUAAUGAACCAGCACCUGGUUACUUUUUCCCUCCGCUGGAUUACUACUUGUACGAAGCUGAGUUUGCACAACCAUUAGGCAACAGCGCUUCCUUCGUGGUGAGGCCAACAUCUAUGCCGUCAUGUGAUGAGUAUUUACGGCAGCAAGGCUACAACUAUCGGGUGGAUGAAGGCAGACUGAUACUUCAAAGGAUUGCUAAACGUCAUUUGAGGCAUCAGAGGAAGAGGCAAACAGUGAAUCCAGAUUUCCAGGUGCAGAUUAUUCCUAGGGAAGCUACACCUGAUCGGCCUGCUACCUGGACUGGCCUGGGAUUUGCCCGUGUACCCCAUGGAACAGGACUGCGGUUUAGAGUGGAUAAUAUUCCAUACCCAGUGGAUUUCACAGCUGCCAUUCGCUAUGAGACAGAGACGUCUGAGGAUUGGACAGCUCAUGUUCGGGUUCAGCCAAAGAACCAGCGUGAGAGCCAGUGCAGAAAUAACGUGCCCUCAGCUUAUACUCUCACCUUGCCAGCCACAGCCAGAAUGGCAAUUCUUCAAGCCCCCAUCUGUCUGGAGCCACAUGUACAGUAUAUGGUGGACAUUUAUUUCAACCAUUCUCCUGCUCAGGACAAUCAGCCCAUCAAUCACAUCUUGAUCGAUUCUUUGGGUUUGAUUCCAAAGAUUGACUCCCUGGAGAAUUUUUGCACCAAAACAGACCUGGAUGAGUACAGUCGAUACCAAUGUGUUGAGAUUGCUUCUCAAAUCGGAGCCGAGGCACUGCCAGAAGUGUGUGAGAAGCUGAUAACCAGCAUGUCUGCUCGGAUCCAUGGUGGAGCUGUUGCCUGCCGCUGUAACCCUGAGGGGUCAGUCGGUCCCACGUGCAGUACAUUUGGUGGGCAGUGCCAGUGUAAGCACGGUGUCAUCGGGCGAUGCUGUGACUCCUGCGCACCAGGGUUUUAUGGAUUUGGGGCCAAUGGCUGUUCAGCCUGUGACUGUGACAGGCAAGGAUCUGUUGAUUCUGUCUGUGAUCAGAUAACUGGACAAUGUGGUUGCCACAGGAAUAUUGUUGAUCGUACUUGUGACCGUUGCCCACCUGGUCAUCAUGUGUUUCCCAGUUGCCUGCCAUGUCAGUGCAAUGGCUAUUCUGAGUACUGUGAUUCUUGGACAGGCGUCUGCCAGAACUGUAGAGCAUUUACCAGUGGAAACAAUUGCGAACGAUGUGCAGAUGGUUUCUAUGGAAACCCAACUUUAAAUGAACCCUGUCAGCCCUGUAUGUGCCCCGAUAUUCCAAACAGUGGACUCUAUUUUGCCCAUUCUUGUUAUGAAGACACUCAAAAUAAAGAACAGAUCUGUAACUGCCUGGAGGGCUACACAGGACUCCAUUGUGAGAGAUGUUCCCCUGGUUUCUAUGGCUCUCUUUCUGGGAUUGGUGAUCGCUGUCUGCCUUGUAGAUGUAAUGAUAACAUAGAUGAGAGAGAUCCAGACGCUUGUGACCAUCGGACGGGCGAGUGCUUGAAAUGCCUGUAUAAUACCUUUGGUGAAAAUUGCCAGAUUUGCAGGCCAGGGUAUUAUGGAUUGGCAGUGAACAAGGAAUGCAAAGAGUGUUCUUGCAAUGGCAUUGGAGUUGAUGCGAGGCAGUGUCUUUCCAAUGGUUUAUGUAUAUGUGAUCAGGACACCGGCCACUGUCCGUGCCUGCCUCAUAUGAUCGGGAGAAAUUGCGAAAAAUGUGCUCCAGGUUUCUGGAAUCUGCCCAGCAGAAGAGGGUGUGAACCAUGUCAUUGUGACCCACAGAAUUCUGACAGCACUCAGUGUGAUGAGUUUACUGGGCAAUGCCAGUGCAAGGAUGGCUAUGGGGAAAAGACAUGUUCUGAAUGCCAGGAUAAUUAUUAUGGUGAUCCAAAGGUGCAGUGUAACCCAUGUAACUGCAAUUUUGGAGGAACCGAAAGGCCAGCCUGUAACAAGACAACAGGGGACUGUAACUGUCGUGAAGGGGUGUCGGGACAACACUGCAACAAAUGUGCCUGGGGUCACUGCAGGGAGUUUCCAAAAUGCAUGGAGUGUCACCCUUGCUUUAAAUUGCUAGAUGAAGAGAUUUGUGCAUUAAUCCCAGCAAUGGAACGACUGUCCAAUAAGACCUCCACAGUCAGUGGAAAGCUGGGGCCUCUCUACGAUGAACAGUUUAAAGAACUCGAAAAAAAAAUUACUGAGAUCGCCAAACUUCUGAAUGGUUCUGUUGCUUCCCCUGAGGCAUUCCAAGAAACAAAGAAUUACUUUGAAAAGAUCAGGAAAAACAAAAUGCAGAUUGAUCCAAAUGUGAAUGUCUCCAAAGACCCGAAGGAGCUCAACAGAGUAAUUGAUGAUCUUAACAAGGAACUUGACAAGCUCAUAGAGGAUUUGAAUCAUUUAAAAAAGAAGCCCACAGUAAAAAUCAACUUGAACGGAAGCUUUGACGAUAUUGAAAUGUUCUACCAGAUUUCAAAAGCCUCUCAAGAAAAAGCGAAUGUUUCAGAAUUACUAAAUAUUUCAGAAUCUAUAAGAGAAAAAGCAUCUGCCUUGUUAGACAAUGCAACGUUUACUGAUAAAGAUAAACUUAAUGAACUGAAGCAAAAUACUGAACUAUUGGAUUUGAGAGUGGCAAAUAAUCUGAUUUGUGGAGCACAGGGAAAUCUAUCCUGUGACAAUGAUCCAUGCGGAGGAGCUUUAUGUCAUGAUGAUGCUGGGAAUAAAAAAUGUGGCGGCCCAAACUGUAACAGCACAUUGUUUAUGGCAAGUGAUGCAAAAAAACGUGCUGUGGAAACAACCGAUCAGAUGGCCCAGCUCCUUAACAAACUGCAUUAUACAAUUAGCAAGAUUGAUUCUAUCAGAAACAUCACACUAGAAACUAAGGAAAAGGCAACCAAGUUGGCAGAUCAGUUAGCUAAGACCAAGGACGAACUUGAAAAGGAGAAAGAAGAAACUAAAGACAUCAUCAGAAUGGUGAAAGAGUUUCUCACAGCUGAUGGUGUAUCUUCUGAGGAUCUGGAAAAAAUUGCGAACUAUGUUCUUUCUAUCAAGAUACCUAUAACUCCCGAGGAAUUGAAGAACAAAAGCAAGCAAAUUCAGGACAUUCUUUCUGAAAUGAAAGGCAUUGAUAAAGAUGUGGAAAGGCUAAAUGACCGCUCUCAAGAAGCCAAGAUACUAUUGAACCGUGCAAUAAAAGCCGAGAAAGCAGCUCAAGAGAUUCCAAGCCCUGCAGAACUGCUGAAAGAACUGGAUAAAAUAAAAGAAGUACAACUCAAAGUUGUGGACACCGUGAGAAAGAUCACCAGUGAUCUAAACAAUUCCAAGACAAAACUUUCACAGUUUGAUGACAAAAUAAAAUCAAUUACUGACAACCUCAUGCAUGUCAUGAACAAUAUAAGAACGUUUCAAAAUGAAAUUGAAGAAUUGAAGAACAAGACCCAAAGCAACAAGAUAUCAACUGAAAAUGCAAUGGAAAAAGCAAAUGAAGCCAGGAUUCAUGCUGAUGAAGCUGAACAAGAAUUUAAAACAAUGAAUGAGAUGUACGUAAAAUUAAGCAAACUGAAAAUACAAGAGAUUCCAGUCGAUGGAAAACAAAAAGCAGAACAAUUACAACAAGAGGCAAAUAAUCUGGUAAAAGACUUGGAAGACAAAAUGAGGAGGAUUACAGAACUGGAAAAGAAGAUAAAAGAUGGAAAUAGGAAACUAAAGGAAAAAUCUGAUUAUUUGUUGGAAUUAGAAAUGAACGUGACAAGCAUUAAAGGAUUUAUUGACGAUAAAAUCUACCUUUACAAUAAUUGUCUCCCAUAAUAAACUAGUAAUGCAGCUUUUCAUUGUCACUUACCCUUUGUAACUAUUAAAAUUAAAAUUUUACAAAAUAUUGUAUUAAAAUUUGAAUGCUAACAAUGUGAUAUUUCAUAAGAAUUGUCAUAUUCUCUGCAGUUGAAUUACAAACACUACAUAAACACAUUAUAUACAAACCAUUGAUAUAUUUGUUCUUGAUUAUUCAUCCAAAAUUUAUUCUAGGUUGAAAUGUAACUAAUUUAAAAUCAAAUAAAUGAUUGGGAACCUGCAA
This is a messenger RNA of Amblyraja radiata (thorny skate), 5794 nucleotides long. RefSeq names its product laminin, beta 4 (gene lamb4). Gene Ontology annotation, cellular component: basement membrane. Gene Ontology annotation, biological process: motor neuron axon guidance; tissue development; dendrite development. The record is from RefSeq and is a predicted model, not a curated record. Lineage: Eukaryota; Metazoa; Chordata; Chondrichthyes; Rajiformes; Rajidae. The transcript has 35 exons. Bases 139 to 5529 code for a protein of 1796 amino acids.